AUCAUUAGAUGAUCUUCAAGUGCACGCUCCAACAAUAUUCACUUCAGUCUUCAACACUUAUUCACUACCUAUAAUUGAGCUACAGGUACACCAUCUUGAAUUGAAACCACCCCAGAUCAGAUCACAAUCACAUUAGAUAUGGGUAUUCGUCUGCCAAUAUUCAUGGCUCUUCAUGCCAACAAGAUGUUCAAGUGGCAGCAGCAUCUCCAUAGUAGAAACCACUCGAAUGUUCCAAAGGGCCACAUAGCAGUGUAUGUUGGAGAGGCUCAAAAGAAAAGGUUUGUGGUUCCAAUAUCUUACUUGAACCAUCCUUCGUUUGUUGACUUGCUAAACCGAGCUGAGGAAGAGUUUGGCUACAAUCAUCCAAUGGGCGGUCUCACAAUCCCUUGUAAAGAAGAGGCAUUCAUCACUCUCACCUCUCAACUACGUGCCUCCUGAAGGAUCUAUCUAUCUUCAUUUUUCAGCCUGUACUCAAACAUUUGAGUGUUUUUCCUACUGACUCCACUCUUUGUAAUUAUAUUGACUGUUUGUGAGAGCAAAAUAGCCACUACCUAAUUUAACUAGUUCAGUUUUUGUAAUUUUGUAGAUUCUAAAAUUCAUUUCCUGUC
Molecule: messenger RNA, 608 nt
Organism: Glycine soja
Lineage: Eukaryota; Viridiplantae; Streptophyta; Magnoliopsida; Fabales; Fabaceae
Product: auxin-responsive protein SAUR21-like
Exons: 1
Coding region: 139-438 (99 amino acids)
Biological process (GO): response to auxin
Source: RefSeq, a predicted model, not a curated record